AUGGCUCUGGACGUCGAUCCCCAUGCCCUGACGCUCGCCCAGGGCGUCGAGCCCUUCAGCCUGACCCCCGUCAUCGCCGACCUGCUCCGCACGCGGUAUCCAAUCCCAGGGUCGAUAUUCCUCGUUGAGGGUGUCGAUGCGCAUCGCGUCGGCCGCUCGGGCUCGUGGGAGGCGGUGCGUCUGCUGCUCGGCGACGGGGAGCUAUGCGUGCAAGCCCUGCUAGAUGACAAAAUGCACCGCUUCAUCCGGACCGGGGCCGUUGACGUGGGCAGCUACGUCCGCGUGCAGAGCUUCGAGCUACGCUGGGUAACGCUUAAGGGAAAGGGCGAAGGCGGCGGCGAUGCUAAGGGUAAGGCCAAGGAAAAGGAGGCGAAAGGUAACGACAGAAUGGUGUAUCUUCUCGUCAGGGAGUUGGUGACGACUGGUUGGAACAACUCUGUCAGAGCGCUACACCUAGCCGAGACGGCGGAUGCAUUAGACUCUGCAGAGGGGGACUCGGAGACGGAAGAGAAGGCUGCCUCUCAAGGCGACGAGACAGUUCUCGCCAAAGAGCCACAGUUGCCGUAUCAAAUCCUUGAGCCGCGGGUCGUCAACCGGCCUGCACCAACAACCCACAGGAUCGCCAACCCUGCUGCGCAAACUCCGAGUAGCCGCAAGCGAGACGCCUUUGAAGACGCUUCUGACGCCGACCUCGAAGAUGCCUUUGACGCCAUCGAGGCGCAUACUUUUCCCCAGCGAAAACCCACUCCCUCUCGGUCCCGGCCGUCGACGCCUAAUCACCAAGCGUCCAAAGCCUUAUCGACCGGUCCGCCUAUACCCCUGCCGCGAGAUUGGCAUGAUCCCCAAGUACCGCUCAAGCUCACCACUCUUCGCUCCGUCCCGCACCUCCCAUACCCGCAGAACUGGUCCGUCAACAUCUUGGCUAUCGUCGCCGAGCUCUCCACCGUCGAGCCCUCCAACCUACCGCCAUAUCGCCAGCGUACAGCACGCCUCGCUGACCCAUCCACGGCCAAGCAGGUCCACCUGACCGUCUUCCUUGACCCGGAGGCGUUUUCUCCUAAGGUCGGCAAUGCGGUACUGCUCACAGGUGUCAAGAACCAUCGCUUCGACGGCGGUAGCCUGAAAAAGUACGCGAGCGAUGGCAAGGAAGGCAAGCGUUGGUGGUUCGAGGAGCCGUGGGAGCUCGGUUGGUGCGACGUGAGGGGCAUCAAGGAAUGGUGGGCACAGAUGGAGGCCGCCAUGGCCGAAGACCUGGACGACUUCGAGGGAUGA
This is a messenger RNA of Purpureocillium lilacinum, 1272 nucleotides long. RefSeq lists its product as uncharacterized. Lineage: Eukaryota; Fungi; Ascomycota; Sordariomycetes; Hypocreales; Ophiocordycipitaceae. The record is from RefSeq and is a predicted model, not a curated record.